CCGUGCCACAUUCCUGCUUUUCCCCAGCGGUGACCCGGGCGUGUUUGUCACCCAGAGUGUCCCCAGAGUGUCCCCGGAGGGUCCCCAGAGUGUCCCUGGAGCGUCCCCAGGGGCCAUGGAGCCCCUCGAGCUGUCCCUGGCCCUGCUGCAGCCACAGGUCACCAUGGUGGCCACCCUGGGCGAGCUGCUGGCCACUCUGCCCGGGCGGGAUGAGAUGAUGCGGCUGUUCGUGUCCUCAAAGUGCCCAUACUGGGACCUGGAGGAAUUCACCAGGGUGCUCAGGGCCACCAUCAAGCGCAUCGAUGACACCUGGUGGUGCCGAAAUGUCACCUUCGAUGAUGAUGACCCUGUCACCUCCAUGAGCUGGGCCAUGGCUGCCUACAAGAGCACCUCAUGGACCGCCUGGGAAUGUGCGAAAACGGCGGCCAUCGUGUGGCAGGCGUCCUUGGAUGUGCUCAUGGAGAGGUGGGUCGAGCUGGCCAGGAAGGCCACCAAGCUCCGUGACACCUGCAGGAAGGUGGUCACAGAUCAGCAGCUGAUGGUGGCCCUGGACAAGAAGAGGGUGGCCCGGGAAAUGGCCACACAUGAUGCCCAUGUGGUGGCAGCUACCAACGAGGCCAUGGGAGAGUCUGUGGUGGCCACCAGGUGGGCAAUGGACGCCACCAAGAGGGGACAUUGGGCAAAGGUGGCCCUGGGGCUGCUGCGGUGCUUGGUGGUUGCGUGUGACAAAGCCACCUUGUUCAACUGGAACAUGGAGUGCCGGCUCAAGGACAUCGAGGCCAUCCUGAAGGGGACAAAUGAGGUGUCCCCUGAUGUCCUCCAGGCCUUGGUGGCCAAGGUGGCCGAGUUUGAGUGGCUGUGGGUGGCCAGCACCCACCUGGCCAAGGAUCACCUGCUGGGGACACUUGGGGUCAUCGACAACAUCCUCUUGAGUCCCUGUGGUGACCAUGGUGGCCCCAUUGGCCCCAGCAGCGGUGUGGUGGCCAAGCGGUGCCAAAAAGCCAUCAAAGACAUCCCAAGGCUGCUGUUGUGGUGGUGUUUGUAGGUCCCAGGAUGAGAGAAGAGAUGAGAAUCUGAUUCCAUUUUUCUGGACGAUUUAUUGUUUUAUGAUAUGAUAUUAUAUUAUAUUAAAAACGCUAUACUAAAACUAUACUAAAGAAAUAUAGAAAGGAUACAUCAGAAAGGUAGAAAAGAAUGAACAAUAAAAACCCGUGACAGAGCAGAUAGUCCGACACAGCUGGUUGUGAUUGGCCGUUAAUUAAAAACAA
Messenger RNA from Passer domesticus (house sparrow), 1268 nucleotides. RefSeq lists its product as uncharacterized. Lineage: Eukaryota; Metazoa; Chordata; Aves; Passeriformes; Passeridae. The record is from RefSeq and is a predicted model, not a curated record. The transcript has 2 exons. Bases 116 to 1045 code for a protein of 309 amino acids.